Rhododendron vialii is the source of this 996-nucleotide messenger RNA. RefSeq names its product proteasome subunit beta type-2-B-like. Gene Ontology annotation, biological process: proteasomal protein catabolic process. NCBI's taxonomy places the organism in Eukaryota, Viridiplantae, Streptophyta, Magnoliopsida, Ericales, Ericaceae. The transcript is spliced from 3 exons. Bases 179 to 793 code for a protein of 204 amino acids. Gene Ontology annotation, cellular component: proteasome core complex; proteasome core complex, beta-subunit complex; cytosol. The record is from RefSeq and is a predicted model, not a curated record. Gene Ontology annotation, molecular function: peptidase activity.
UGGGUUUUUCUGGCCCACGUUGAACCCCUUACUUUUCCUUUCGGCUUGUCUUGUUUCUCAAGUUGGCUCUUAUACCAUCAGACCAGAAACACUCAAGAAUCAACCAGUUCCACCAUAUACACACAGAGAUCUGUAUCUAUCUAUACUCGACCGAGAGAGAGAAGAGAGAGAGAGAGAGAUGGAGUGCGUGUUCGGACUGGUAGGCAAGGGUUUCGCUCUGGUGGUCGCCGACUCAUCGGCCGUCCACAGCAUCUUGGUCCACAAAUCCAAUGAAGACAAGAUCAUGAUCCUCGACUCCCACAAGCUCAUGGGCGCCAGCGGCGAGGCCGGCGACAGAGCUCAGUUUACGGAGUAUAUUCAGAAGAACGUGGCGCUGUACCAAUUCCGCAAUGGUAUUCCGCUGACGACCGCAGCCGCCGCGAAUUUCACCCGAGGCGAGCUCGCCACCGCCUUGCGCAAGAGUCCAUACAUGGUGAAUAUCAUUCUGGCUGGCUACGACAAGGAGACAGGCCCCUCCCUCUACUUCAUUGACUAUAUUGCUUCCAUGCACAAGGUUGACAAGGCAGCGUUUGGCUAUGGCUCCUAUUUCUCGCUUGCCAUGAUGGACAGACACUACCACAGCAACAUGACGGUCGAAGAAGCCAUCGAUCUGGUUGACAAGUGCAUAAUCGAGAUUAGGUCGAGAUUGGUCGUGGCCCCUCCCAAUUUCGUAAUCAAGAUUGUCGACGACAAAGGAGCUAGGGAGUACGCUUGGCGCGAAUCUAUCAAGGAUGCUCACAUUUCUGCAGCAUGAUCUAUCUGUUAUUGUGUUUGCAAAACUAGCCCUUUCGGCCUUUUAAGCUUUGAUGGAUUGACAUGUAAAACUUGCUGUUUUUCGGACCUUUUUCCAGAUAUUUGAAGCGCUCUAGUUUAAUUUUGUGAUAUUUUAAGAGCAUAUUACUUUGGUGGAAACUAUGUGCUGCGUAAUUGGUUGGUACAGGAAUUCCUUUCCAGAUA